Molecule: messenger RNA, 621 nt
Organism: Psilocybe cubensis
Lineage: Eukaryota; Fungi; Basidiomycota; Agaricomycetes; Agaricales; Agrocybaceae
Exons: 3
Coding region: 1-621 (206 amino acids)
Molecular function (GO): oxygen binding; heme binding
Source: RefSeq, a predicted model, not a curated record
AUGCAGCACAUUUCCGAAGAAUCUCUCAACGACCUUCCGUCACGCAUUAAAUAUCUAAGAGACUUCAUAGAAUUCACGUCUGAAGAUGCCGCUGCAUUACACGCCGCCGCACCUGUCGUUGGCCCCCUCGUCCCAGCCGUCGUCGACGCCGUUUACCAAAAGUUACUCUCCUUUGACAUCACCGCCAAGUCCUUCGUACCCCGACAAACAGGUUAUGACGGCGUCACCCCAACAGACGCUUCAGAUCUUUCAUUGGACCAUCCUCAGAUCAAGUUCAGAAAGGAUUUUUUGGCAGGAUAUUUGGUUAAGCUAGUGACGAUGGACUAUUCAAAGCAAUCAAGUUGGGAGUAUCUCAAUAAAGUCGGUUUGAUGCAUACAGGACAGGCAGGAUUUGCGCAUCGUAAAUCGAAACCCCCUCUCCGAGUCGAAUAUAUCCACUGUAGUAUCUUGCUUGGAUACGUCCAGGACAUUGUCAUCAAUGCAGUUAUCACCCAUCCGGACCUCGACAUUACAACAAAAAACGCAGUCAUGAGGGCCGUAAACAAGGUGAUCUGGAUCCAAAAUGAUCUCUUUGCCCGACACUACAUUGCCGAGACAGAAGCUGCUACCACUUCAGCCUAA